AUGUCUGUGCUGUCGGUGUCACGUGUGUACACGGACGUGUUGGCAACCAAGCCGCAAGCAUACUGGGAUUACGAAAACUUCAACAUCAAAUGGAAUUCGCAGGAUAAGUACGAGGUGAUCAAGAAACUCGGCAGAGGCAAGUACUCCGAGGUUUUUUUGGGAGUUGAUCUCACCAACGGUCAAAAAGUUGUGAUUAAAGUGUUGAAGCCGGUAAAAAGAAAGAAAAUCAAGCGAGAAGUGUCGAUUCUCAAGAACUUAGUGGGCGGGCCCAAUAUCAUUGCUCUUUUGGACGUUGUGCGAGAGCCCCAGCUGAAAACGCCGGCGUUCAUCUUCGAGCACGUUGACAACAUCGACUUUCGCACGUUGUACCCAACUUUUACCGACUACGAUAUUCGUUACUACAUGUACGAGCUUUUAAAAGCUCUUGACUGCUCUCACCUGAUGGGCAUCAUGCACAGAGAUGUGAAACCCCAUAACGUCAUGAUCUACCACGAAGCCAGGCAGUUGCGUCUCAUCGACUGGGGGUUGGCUGAAUACUACCAUCCGGGUACCGAGUAUAAUGUCAGAGUAGCAUCCAGGUACUUUAAGGGUCCUGAGUUGCUCGUGGACUUCCGCUUGUACGACUACUCGCUCGACAUGUGGUCGUACGGAUGCAUGCUUGCUUCGAUGGUGUUCAAAAAAGAUCCGUUUUUCCAUGGAAAGUCCAACACCGACCAGUUGGUGCAGAUUGUGAGAGUGCUAGGCUCCGACGACCUCCAUAGUUACCUUCAGAAGUACAAUUUGACACUUAGCGAGGAGUAUGAAGACUUGGGCUACUACAACCGUCGCCCAUGGAAACGGUUUAUUAACGAAAACAACCAGCACUUGGUGAGUGAGGAAUUCCUAGACUUCAUUGACAAGCUCUUACGUUACGACCACCAAGAGCGUCUCACCGCCAAGGAGGCCAUGGACCAUCCGUACUUUGAUCCUGUGCGUCACUGA
Molecule: messenger RNA, 981 nt
Organism: Candidozyma auris
Lineage: Eukaryota; Fungi; Ascomycota; Pichiomycetes; Serinales; Metschnikowiaceae
Gene: CKA1
Product: casein kinase 2 catalytic subunit
Exons: 1
Coding region: 1-981 (326 amino acids)
Biological process (GO): regulation of transcription by RNA polymerase I; DNA damage response; regulation of transcription by RNA polymerase III
Cellular component (GO): nucleus; cytosol; protein kinase CK2 complex
Molecular function (GO): ATP binding; protein serine/threonine kinase activity
Source: RefSeq, a predicted model, not a curated record